Molecule: messenger RNA, 2989 nt
Organism: Chelmon rostratus (copperband butterflyfish)
Lineage: Eukaryota; Metazoa; Chordata; Actinopteri; Chaetodontiformes; Chaetodontidae
Gene: ubald1a
Product: UBA-like domain containing 1a
Exons: 3
Coding region: 149-640 (163 amino acids)
Molecular function (GO): protein binding
Source: RefSeq, a predicted model, not a curated record
GUAAAUAUUUGUGUUUGCUCAACCGGCUGUAAUGGUGGAGGACUGAGGCAGAGAAACGGAAUACAACUAGAGCGAAGGAAGAGAGGAAAACGGUCGAAAGUCUGUUUCAGAGCCAGUCGCCGCGAGUAGGACACGGGCUUCGUCGAAAAUGGAUGAACUCAAACAUCAAGUCAUGAUUAACCAGUUCGUCCUGACGGCGGGUUGUGCGGCAGACCAGGCGAAGCAGCUUUUGCAAGCGGCACAUUGGCAGUUCGAGACUGCCCUCAGUGCCUUUUUUCAAGAAACAAAUAUUCCAUAUGGCCAUCAUCAUCAAAUGAUGUGCACCCCAGCCAACACACCAGCGACGCCCCCCAACUUCCCGGACGCGUUGACCAUGUUCUCCAGGCUGAAGGCGUCUGAGAGCUUCAACAGCGGCAGCGGCGGCAGUCCCAUGGCCGCCUCCAUGGCCACCUCACCCCCGCCCCCCCAGGUCGGCGGCUGGGGGGUCUCACCAAACGUACCUAAUGUGCCGCAGCCUCCACAGGGACUCUGGACUCAGGGGCAACCCCCCACGCAGCCCUGCCCUGCCUGGCCCACGGGAGUCAACCCCCACGCGGGCGCUGAGCAGAAGGCUAGUGUAGCGAUGGAGGCUGAGAGAUGAAGGGCAGCACGGGACUGAAAAGCCCCCCUCCAACCUGGGGAGCGAGGGAAAGGGGGCUUGGGGAGUCAAUAAUGGGGUAGAAAUGGGUUUUGUUCUUUUUUCCCAAAAAGGAGACGGAAAGAGAUGGAAACUACGCAAACCAAGAAAAACUCAAUGUGGACAAUUUGAGACGAGGAGAAAACCAAUGCAUCAAUACAAAAAUAGAAAGAAAAAAGAUACGCACACACGUAGUAAUAAGAGAGCAACUGAAAUCUUUGUUAGUUUUCCUAAGUAAAUGCAUAGAUAAGAGAAAUAUUAUUGAACUAAAAAACAGAAAUUUUUAAAAAAUUGUCACGCCCAAGGAUUCUGUGUGAUGUUCAAGAACACUCGAGGCAGCAAACGUAAUUUUCAGUUUUUCGUUUAGUUUUUUUUGUCCCCUCCAUCGUUUCAGCCAGUGAUUUUUUUUUUCCACUGGUGUUCUGUGUUUCUGCAACUGUCUGUGCUGCAUGAGGAGAGAGGGACUUGCAAUGCAGUGUUUGAGAUUGACUCAAAAAUCAACACGCACUUGAGUGUGAGUGUGUACGCAUGUGAGCGGGUGAUCAGUUUGUAAUCCAAAAUGUAUACACACACAUAUAUUCACACACACACACACACACACACCAGUACACACACAAUAGAGUUUAGAGGAAACACCUCCAUACUGUCAUCCCCAUCGUCAAAGGUGGGACUUUUCUUACCUCACCUGGUGGUCACCUGACUUCUUUCAGCCAAUCAGGGAUUCUUCUUAAACCAACUGUUGCCGCCGCCACAGGACAUGUUUUUAAAGGUUUUUUCUUAAAGGCAGCAGCCACACUGGUUUAUGCUAACUGAUCCUUGCUGCAAUGGCUUUUCCUGGCAGUUUUAAACCUGGACUCAGACUACAGCUGUCCACUGUAUACUUUUUCUGGAGAUUUGGGUUAUUACAAGAAAAAUGAGAAAUCAUGGUUUAAUAUAAUAUCGUUUAUAAAUGCUAAUUGUUCUGUUUUUGUUGAAAGGUUAUGGGACGUGGCUUUGAAAAUGGGUGGGACUUCAGGUUGAUCCUUAUUUUUUUUGGAAAGAAUGAAUGAAACGCAGCUAAAAUGGCUACAGAUUAAAAAAAAAAACACGACUACUCCAUCUUUGUAAACAGAAUUGCCACUUUGCAUGAUGUGUUCAUAAACGUGUAACAUCUUUUGUAGCAAACAUACAUGAGGUUGAGAUGAGGUCAUGGGAGGCGUGUGUCGUUUCGCCAACCUACUUUAGAUGAAACCACGCCCAUGUCAUUAUGAUGAAAGCCUUGACGGCUGCGUUCCCAUGGAAACUGCCCUCACUCAAGUCCAGUGAAAUAUGAGCGCUCCUUGGAAAAUGCUGAUAGGGGCCACUGAAUUUGACUAGUUCACUAUUAAAAAGAACACAGAUGAGACAAAAAUUAGCUAGCUAGCAUGCUAACUGGAAUGCAGUCUGUUUUCAGGCCUUCAGUAAUGUUAGUUGCUUGGCAUGGCAGCAGCUUUCAUCACACGGAGCGGACACGGUUUCACCUGAAAGAGGUUGAAGAAACGAUCGACACCUAUGGGAGGGGUACAGAGUGAGUUAAAGAUGAGGGUGGGGUGGUGGGUCUUAUUCCCAAAGCGAAUAAAAAUGCAAUAGAAGAGGGUUUCUCUGAAGAGCUAAUGUCAAAUCAGCUGUGCCUCACUGUUGAGGCAGAAUUCAACAAAAUGUCUCAUUAGAUGUGAGAAGCAAAGAGAAGACAGUGGGUGUGGGGCAGCUUGGGGAAGCCCACCACAGGCUAUUUGGGGACACUACAGACUACUUUCAGAUAUACAGUAUAUAUAUACCCUCAGAUACAGUGCUACAGAGGGGUUUUUACAACAUUUAGGUCUCUAGUUUUCGACCGGUCCCUGGUCCAUUGAUACUGCUGAGGGACAGUUUAGGGGUGACCCUGACGUAUGGCAAUAUUUAAAAUUUCAGGGUCUGCCCCUUUUUUAGUUUUUCCUGUUUGGAUUAUUUUUUCAUUAGAUAAAAGAAGAAAGAGCAAGAAGAGAUAUUUUGAAUAACUGAGGGUCCUUUUUUAAAAAAGAUCAUUUGGAAAAUUCUGGAUAUAAUAAUUAAUAAAUAAGCAACUUCCUUUUUAUUAUUUAGACUAAACUAAUGUUUGAGUUCAUCCUGUUCCAUGCUUCAUACUUUAUUUGGUUAAAUCAGAGCGUUUCUGGGUGGGCCUGUUCCUAAAUGGUUUCUCAUGUAUGUUUUCCCACUUGUAUGACUGUAUGAGACCAUUCCCACAAUAUUUGUGGACUACCUGAUAAUUAACUUAUCAUUUUUGUGAACCUAAAUAAAUAUUGUAUGUCAACCUAA